Emiliania huxleyi CCMP1516 is the source of this 786-nucleotide messenger RNA. RefSeq lists its product as hypothetical. Gene Ontology annotation, biological process: cytoplasmic translation. The record is from RefSeq and is a predicted model, not a curated record. Gene Ontology annotation, cellular component: ribosome; cytosolic large ribosomal subunit. Bases 1 to 786 code for a protein of 261 amino acids. Gene Ontology annotation, molecular function: structural constituent of ribosome; RNA binding. Lineage: Eukaryota; Haptophyta; Isochrysidales; Noelaerhabdaceae. The transcript is spliced from 2 exons.
AUGCCACGCGACGGAGGGAAGGGCCGCGUCAUCCGCGGGCAGCGCAAGGGCGCUGGCUCCAUCUUCACCUCGCACACCAAGCACCGCAAGGGGCCCGCCUCUCUGCGCGCGAUCGACUAUGCGGAGCGGCACGGCUACAUUCGUGGCGUGAUUCGCGACAUCAUCCACGAUCCGGGCCGCGGCGCGCCCAUCGCCAAGGUCGAGUUCAAGAACCAGUACAAGUUCAAGACCAUGAAGGAGCAGUGGACCGCGACGGAGGGGAUGUACACUGGCCAGUUUGUGUACUGCGGCAAGCGGGCGCAGCUGGUGCCAGGCAACGUGCUGCCGCUGUCGUCGAUGCCGCCGGGUACGGUGAUCAACAACGUGGAGAAGCAGGCGGGCGACAAGGGCAAGUUCGCGAAGACGUCCGGCGGCUUUGCGCAGAUUAUCCAGCACAUUGAGGGCGCGGGAAAGACGCGGGUGCGGCUGCCGUCGGGGCAGAAGAAAACCAUCUCAUCGGCGUCGCGCGCGUCGAUCGGCAUUGUGGCCGGCGGCGGCCGCAUCGACAAGCCCCUGCUCAAGGCCGGCCGCGCCUUCCACAAGUACCGCGUCAAGCGCAACUCGUGGCCAAAGGUGCGCGGCGUCGCGAUGAACCCGGUGGAGCACCCGCACGGUGGCGGUAACCACCAGCACAUCGGCCACCCGUCGACGGUCAAGCGCGACUCGGUACCCGGCCAGAAGGUCGGCCUCAUCGCCGCGCGCCGCACGGGCCAGAUCCGCGGCCGCAAGGAGAUCAACGACAAGUAG